CCCCCCCCCCCCCCUCCCCCUUCACCCGGACACAAUCAAAUCCAAAAUGGUCCGAAAAUUCUCCAAGUUCCCCAAAAAGCCCGCCGACUGGGUCGGUCCCGGCUCGUCUCUCUCCCUGCGGAAGCAGGUAUACCUUCCCGAAUUCACAAUCGCCCUAAUCCGCACUCCGUUCCUCCCUCCCCGCUUCGCCUCCUUCUACGUGCCAUUAAAUUUCAACAAGCUGGAUAUGCGCGACUACCUGCAGCGAUUGUACGGAGUGGGGGUUCUGAGUGUGCGAUCUUUCGUCGAACAGCAGAAGGUUACUCGUCUCAAGCCGCACGGUCGUUACGGAUAUGGGAAAUUGAGACGUCCCAUGUCGAAGAAGAAGAUGACGGUGGAAAUGAAGGACCCGUUUGUUUGGCCUGAGCUGCCGGAGAAUAUGGAGGCAUGGGAGAAGGAUCAGUUCUUCAAGGCGGCCAAGUAUCAGCAGCAGAUUCAGGAUACGCAGAAGCCAGAUGCGGGAAUGAAGCCGGAUGAGACGGCCAGGGAUGCGUUCAAGGAGGAUGCGCAGAAGUUGUUGAGUGGGGAGAAGCCCUGGAGGCCGACUUGGAGGGCUUUGGGGUUGGGGCAUUAUGAGAGGCCGUUGGUGAAGGGGCCAUGAGCGGGGUGUGGAUUGAUGUGUUACUUGAUUUGUCUGUCGGGUUUGGGUUUGGAUGUUCCUUUUUGUUGGUUUAGAUGGUUUGGACUGAGUACCUGUCUUAUGUGUAUUAUACUACCUACCUACCUAUUUUCCUUAUCGUGUCAAUACGAUUCUGUCAUUCUGAGGAUGGGC
Messenger RNA from Aspergillus sclerotioniger CBS 115572, 811 nucleotides. Its product is annotated as mitochondrial 54S ribosomal protein uL23m. Gene Ontology annotation, molecular function: structural constituent of ribosome. Bases 47 to 640 code for a protein of 197 amino acids. The transcript is spliced from 3 exons. Lineage: Eukaryota; Fungi; Ascomycota; Eurotiomycetes; Eurotiales; Aspergillaceae. Gene Ontology annotation, biological process: mitochondrial translation. Gene Ontology annotation, cellular component: ribosome; mitochondrial large ribosomal subunit. The record is from RefSeq and is a predicted model, not a curated record.